Messenger RNA from Acyrthosiphon pisum (pea aphid), 687 nucleotides. RefSeq lists its product as uncharacterized. NCBI's taxonomy places the organism in Eukaryota, Metazoa, Arthropoda, Insecta, Hemiptera, Aphididae. Bases 1 to 687 code for a protein of 228 amino acids. The transcript has 4 exons. The record is from RefSeq and is a predicted model, not a curated record.
AUGGAUAAAAGUAUUUCUGAAAAAGACGUGUCAAAGUCAAAAAACAAACCUUUUAUACCCGAUGAAUUGUCACUGCUUUCUGAGCUAGUGUAUAAGCAUAGAUUUAUACUUGAAAAAGUUGGUAAACAAUAUUCAACAGUAGCUGACAAAAGAAAUACUUGGGAAUCAUUGGCUAAUGAAUUCAAUAGCGCAGGAUUAAAUGUUACUCGUUCUUCUGACCAGCUUAAGAAAAAAUGGGACAAUAUCAAACAAAGUAGAAAGACAGAAAUAAGAGACACAAAAAGGCAUCAAUAUACAACUGGUGGAGGCCCAUCGUGUCAGCCAAUUAUUAAUGACUGUCCAGCCGACCAGUUUUUAAAUGAAAUAACUGAUAUUGAAUUAAUUGACACACCGGAUAGUGAUUACAUACCAUUACACUGCAGUGUACCUACAACAAUAGAAAACAAAAUAGUUUCAGAUCAACCAGUUUAUUUUAUAACUACCACUUCAACAUCUAAUAACAUUUCACCUACAUCACCAAAAGAAUGUCCAACAGGAAAAAAGGAUAGUGACAAGAUGAAAAAAAAUGAGGACUUUGAACAGAAACGUUUGGAAAGUUUCAACCAUGAAGCUGAAUUAAGGAUUAAAAGACAAAUGAAUUUAAUCGAACAAGAUAAAACAAUCCAUGCUUUAGAGUUUCCUUUGUAA